Messenger RNA from Danaus chrysippus (African queen), 282 nucleotides. NCBI's taxonomy places the organism in Eukaryota, Metazoa, Arthropoda, Insecta, Lepidoptera, Nymphalidae. The record is from the annotation of a GenBank genome assembly.
AUGUUGCAGGCUCUUGAGAAGCAUUGUCGAGUGGAGGGAGGGUACACCGGUCUACUGAACGUGUACCACGCCUCGCCGCAAGGGGACGACGUACAACAGAGCUUCUUCCUAGCUGAAACGCUUAAGUACCUCUACCUGUUGUUCUCCGAGGACUCCUUACUUCCAUUGAACGAAUGGGUGUUCAACACAGAAGCACAUCCUUUGCCCAUCAAGAACAAAAACCCGCUGUACCGAGCCGCUGAUAAGAACGCUAUCAUUGGAAAUGAGAGCAAUCAGAUUUAA